Molecule: messenger RNA, 309 nt
Organism: Rangifer tarandus platyrhynchus (Svalbard reindeer)
Lineage: Eukaryota; Metazoa; Chordata; Mammalia; Artiodactyla; Cervidae
Source: the annotation of a GenBank genome assembly
AUGUGUGUGAGGACGCGAGGACGGGGGGAGCUGCAGAGCCUCCAGGCUCCCGCUCCACCUAAAGUCCUGAUUCCCCUCGUCUGCGGAGAGCUCCCAGCAAAGCUCUGUGCCCGAGCCAAACGCUGCAUCAUGCCGUGGAGGCUGCAAGGAUGCAGCCUCAGUCGGCUGCUGGCCGGAGCCACCCCGACAGCACGUGUGAACACCAGGCUCCUGAGCAAGCAGUGUUGUCCUGUCCUCGUCAACGGUGCUGUGCUGAGGCUCCCUGACUUGAGUUGGUUUUCUCAGAAGGAAGUGUCCCAGGACCUCUGA